Molecule: messenger RNA, 1020 nt
Organism: Entrophospora candida
Lineage: Eukaryota; Fungi; Glomeromycota; Glomeromycetes; Entrophosporales; Entrophosporaceae
Source: the annotation of a GenBank genome assembly
AUGAAAAAAGACAGUUAUUAUAAUACUCAAGAAUUAAUCUUUUCUCCUACAAUUUAUAGCUACCGGUUAGAAGUCUGUCAAGAGCCAAUAAGAGCAAGGAUGUGCGGUUUCGGUGACAAAGAUAGACGUCCUAUCGAUCCACCACCUGUGGUAAGGUUAGUUGUAACUAAUACUGAUGGGAGUAUUGUUCCUGAAAGUUCGAUAGAUCAUUCUAUGAUGGUUGUCCAUGCUGGAUUGUGGAAUGAGGACAAAACGGAAGAACGUUCCCUAGUUAUAAAUCCAUCCACAAUUCCAGCACAAUCAUCCAAUGGUCCAAGUUCCACAGUUUUAUCAUUACAUGCGCCAGCGCGCACACGUAACUUGAUGGGUCAUUACACUUCAUCUGCAUAUGUACUAUACAAUCAUUUAGGUGAAUCUGGAAUUUAUUUCAUAUUUCAAGAUAUUUCGGUAAGAACAGAGGGAGCUUUUACGCUUAGGUUUUCUUUUUGCGAUUUAAAAGAACUAUUGAUUCGUAGUUCGUUAAAUGGUUAUCCAAACAGCCGUGGAUCGGUAGGUGCCGAGGUUUUUAGUGAAUCUUUUAGAGUUUAUUCUGCAAAAAAGUUUCCGGGAAUGACAGAGUCGACAUCAUUAUCUAAAGCAUUUGCACGCCAGGGAAUAAAAAUUCCAAUUCGUAAAGAAACUCGUUAUAGAAAAUCCAAUAAUAAUAAUAAUGUCGAACAUGAAAAUAAUGCCGAAGGAAAAGCUAAAGAAUCAACUUCGUUAGCCGCGUCCUCUUCAUCGUCAUCAUCGUCAAAAGCCACUUUGAAGCCUAUUCAAAAAUUACCUGGCCAAUCUACUGUUACUACAAGUCAUCAUCAUCUUAAUAAUACUGAUAAUAGAAAAGACGGUAUUAAUUCUCUCAUGGAAGAAGAUGAUGACGAUGACGAGGGAGUUAGCGAACACACCAAUAAUAAUUAUGAGAAUUCUACUCAGAUGGAGGAAGAUCACAAUAAAGGAAAAUUAGCCGAGAAACUCACUUAA